AGUUUUGACGGGGCCAUGUCUGUCGAAAUCUUGAAAUGGCUGUGGAACCACAAGAACUACAUCAUUACUUUCCUCACUCCACUCGUAUUUCUUCCCCUGCCAAUUGCCUUCCCCGGCUCCUUGGUGGCGCGCGGCGGUUAUGCUAUCAUCAUCAUGGCCCUGUACUGGUGCACAGAGUGCCUCCCUCUGGCUGUGACUGCGCUGUUGCCAGUUGUCCUGUUUCCUAUGAUGGGCAUCAUGGAAGGUGGAGCGGUUAGUGUUGAGUAUUUGAAAGACUCCAACAUGCUUUUCAUUGGUGGCCUGUUGGUGGCCAUUGCAGUGGAGCACUGGAACCUGCAUAAACGCAUCGCUUUGAGAGUUUUGCUGCUCGUUGGUGUUCGUCCGUCUCUGUUAAUGAUAGGCUUCAUGAUGGUCUCGUCCUUCUUGUCCAUGUGGAUCAGUAACACGGCUACUACAGCCAUGAUGCUACCCAUCGCCCAUGCUGUGCUGCAGCAGCUCAAAGCCACUGAAGCCCAGGCAGAUGAACGAGAGGUCCAGGUUGCGACUGUGAACAGUCGCACAUUUGCCCUGGAAAUCAUGCAACUCAAGCAAGAAGUUAUCGAUGAGAAACUCACAGAAAUUAUGACUCAGAAAAAUCAGACGGAGACCAUCACGACAGAAGAGAAACCCACGGAAAUCCCGACACAGAAUAACCAGAUGGCAACCACAGUGUAUGAGCAUGAAUGGAGUCCAGAGUCACGCCAGGAGGCACGGAGACGAGCGACAGAGCAUAAAUACAAGCUUCUGACCAAAGGAAUGAGCCUGAGUGUGUGUUACUCUGCCAGCAUCGGAGGCACGGCCACGCUCACCGGCACAACCCCGAACCUCAUCCUUCAAGGUCAAAUCAACAAGGUCUUUCCUGAUAAUGGCGGUGUGAUCAACUUUGCCAGCUGGUUUGGUUUUGCUUUUCCCAACAUGGUGCUGACGCUGGUCAUCGCCUGGGUUUGGCUUCAGUUUAUGUUCUUGGGCUUCAACCUGAAAAAGACAUUUGGCUGUGGUGAAAAAAACGACAGAGAUAAGGAGGCGUAUGCAGUGAUGAAGGAGGAAUACCGUAAACUGGGCCCUGUGUCAUUUGCUGAAGGGGCCGUGCUGACCAUCUUCACCCUGCUGGUGAUCCUGUGGUUCACCAGGGAUCCGGGUUUUAUCGACGGCUGGGCAACACUCCUCUUCAAUGACAAAGGAAAGUUUGUGACAGAUGGGACUGUUGCUAUCUUAAUGUCAAUGCUGUUCUUCGUAAUCCCCUGCAAGCUGCCCAGGUGGGGAGGCUACGGUUACACUGCUGAAGGUAAGAAGGUGACGUCCCCACCUACUCUGCUGACCUGGGAGGUGGUCCAUGAGAAAAUGCCCUGGAGCAUCAUCCUGCUGUUGGGAGGAGGAUUUGCUCUAGCUGCUGGCAGUGAGGAGUCGGGUCUGUCAGAUUGGCUGGGGCAGAGUUUGGCCCCUCUGAAGAACAUCCCUCCGUUUGCCAUCUCCAUACUGCUCAGCCUGCUGGUGGCCACAUUCACAGAGUGCUCCAGUAACACAGCCACCACCACCCUCUUUCUGCCCAUACUGGCCUCAAUGGCAUCAGCCAUAAAGAUACACCCGCUCUACGUGAUGCUGCCCUGCACCAUUGCUGCUUCUCUGGCCUUCAUGCUGCCUGUGGCCACGCCCCCCAACGCCAUCGCUUUUUCUUUUGGACACCUCAGAGUCUUCGACAUGGUGAAAGCUGGCUUUGUGCUGAACAUAGUUGGGAUCCUGUGUGUUAAUUUAGCUGUCAACACCUGGGGAUAUGUCAUGUUUGACAUGAAGAACUUCCCUCUGUGGGCCAAUGAUACACACACUAACCCUUAAGUUACGCCCGAAAGAAAGAGGAAAAACAAUGAA
Molecule: messenger RNA, 1905 nt
Organism: Thalassophryne amazonica
Lineage: Eukaryota; Metazoa; Chordata; Actinopteri; Batrachoidiformes; Batrachoididae
Gene: slc13a2
Product: solute carrier family 13 member 2
Exons: 12
Coding region: 16-1872 (618 amino acids)
Biological process (GO): monoatomic anion transmembrane transport
Cellular component (GO): membrane
Molecular function (GO): transmembrane transporter activity
Source: RefSeq, a predicted model, not a curated record